This is a messenger RNA of Cooperia oncophora, 507 nucleotides long. The record is from the annotation of a GenBank genome assembly. Lineage: Eukaryota; Metazoa; Nematoda; Chromadorea; Rhabditida; Trichostrongylidae.
AUGUCCACGAAAUGCCCACUAAAUGCAUUCUCGGGCGAAUACCUGAUAGUUAUAGGGGAUAACGGUCGAUGUACCAGGGAGAAUCCAAAGUGCAAAUAUUUACAUCCACCACAACAUAUUAAAGAUCAGCUGCUUAUCAAUGGAAGAAACAAUUUGGCAUUGAAAAAUCUGAUAUCAGCGCAGUUGAAUCAGACAGCCACCGGACAACCGAUUGCAGUCAAUCCUAUUGCGCAAAUUAUGCAGCAACAACAGGCGGUGGCGGCCGCGAAUAUGAUGCCCACAUUACCAUAUCCCUAUUAUCAGGGUUUGGUAUAUUCUCCAGUUCUACAGGAUCCAUAUCAGGCUGCUGUGUCACAGGCCGGUGUCCCUUGCAAACGCCCUGCCGUUGACAAGAACGGAGCUGUUGUGUACAGUGCCAAUCCACAACCAGCUCAGCAGUUCAAUCCCUACGUUCUACCGGGUCUUCAGGGCUAUGUACCCGCCGUGUCAUGUAAGUGUGCAGCUUGA